AUGCUGGUUGCUACUGCAGCCACCGCCGCUGCGCAAUCCCCGCUGCUGUCGACCUGCAAGUCGGUCACCGACUUUGUGGCAGGCACCUCAUCACAGGCGUUUCCGCGGGCCGGCACCACUUUCUGCCCUACUGUGGACGCGUUCGACAAAUUCGCCAAGGCCUCGGGCUACCAGUCCUGGGCGGGCCUCUUCUCGGACGCCCAGGCCAACCCCAGCGCCUGGAAGCCCUACCUCCGGCGGCUGAUGUCAUACGCCUACGUGCCGGCCCUGGCACCCAUCUCGGUCAUGCCGCAGGGCUCCUCAACCUUGACCACGUCCCUGGCGGACUCCCCGCAGUCCGGCGUGAGCGCGAGCAGCGCGUACGCGACCCUGAACAUCAAGGUCGCGAAGAAGGGCAGCGUGACAAUCUCGUUCACGCGCGGCGGCGGGGGCGCCGCGAACGGGAAGGCCAAAGUGACGGACCCGGACCUGCUCACGACGGCCUUGGUCCACGGGGUGAAUGCGGUGCUGAUGCCGCCCAUGACCUUCCACACGCUGCGGCACGCCUCCAGAACCCUGAAGAAUGUCAGGGGCACGGCACGCAUCAUGAGCAAGAUCAUGAAGGAGCAAAUCAGGACGGCUAACACCUGGGCCACUGUGGUGAUGCCGACAGACGCGGCCUGGAAGGCGAUCACGUUCAAAGGCAAGAGCAGGGUGCCGGCCUGGGUGGGCAACAUCACCACAAACGACGUGUUGAAGGACAAGGCGCUGAUGGAGGCGAUGAUGAAGUACUCGACCAUCAAGAUGCCCACCUGGGAUGGGGCCGAGGUGCUGACGUACUCGUCCCUGUACAAGAUCUGGCAGCUCUCGGGCGGCCAGAACUUCAUCAGCAUGCCGACGUCCCUGGUGGCGGGGCCAACGCAGCGGGCUUUCUACACGUAUGACGCCGGCUCAGACAAGCUCUAUGCAGUCGGCGGCCGCAACAUGCGCGGCGCCCUGGUCGCGGCCGACGACAACUCCUACAUGCCAGGCGCGGAGAUCUCCAAAAAGACCGUGUUUGCGGGGUGCUCCAGCGUGCUGGUCUUGGACGGUUAUGUGCCCCUCCCAGACCGGACCGGCCUGACAAAGUACGACAAGCGGAAAUCAAAUCGGUGA
Molecule: messenger RNA, 1134 nt
Organism: Monoraphidium neglectum
Lineage: Eukaryota; Viridiplantae; Chlorophyta; Chlorophyceae; Sphaeropleales; Selenastraceae
Exons: 10
Coding region: 1-1134 (377 amino acids)
Source: RefSeq, a predicted model, not a curated record